Gracilinanus agilis (Agile Gracile Mouse Opossum) is the source of this 416-nucleotide messenger RNA. RefSeq names its product PIGY upstream open reading frame (gene PYURF). The record is from RefSeq and is a predicted model, not a curated record. The transcript is spliced from 2 exons. The coding region runs from base 78 to 416 and encodes 112 amino acids. NCBI's taxonomy places the organism in Eukaryota, Metazoa, Chordata, Mammalia, Didelphimorphia, Didelphidae.
ACCUUCCGAGGGGCGUGACGUUGCGGUCGGAGGUGGGCCGAGGCCGCACCAGAGGGAGUCGAACUCCAGUAAGGGCCAUGCUGAGCAGCGCGGUCCAGAGAACUGUAUCUGCGCUGGUGGGGAGGCAGCCGUUGGCGUGGCCUGUCGGGACCAAAGGGGUGCAUACAGCGGUGUCCCGGCCUAAGGCGGACAGUCCAGAGUCCGGUCCGCCCCCGGCCUUCGACGCGGCCUUGUUGGAUUUUCUGGUCUGCCCCCUUUCCAAAAAGUCUCUCAGGUAUGAAAUGUCAACAAAUGAACUGAUUAAUGAAGAACUGGGAAUUGCUUACCCAAUCAUUGAUGGCAUUCCUAAUAUGAUACCACAGGCAGCAAGAAUGAUACGCCAGAAUAAGCAACAAGAAGAAAAAGAACCAAAGUAG